CAACCCCCAUGGGACCUCCACCUGGGUUGUUGUCACUAUUGCACUCUACUGUUCAACUAACACCCCUUUGGUCCACUCCACACUGUCGGAUUGCCAACUCAGAUUCCCACAACCGUCGAUCGGAGCCAAUCCAACGGCCACCGUCCCCGGAUUCCAAACCAUUCUUGGUCUUCUAACCUUAGUUAGCCUGUAUAUAUCUCUUUUCUACUCGAGCACCAUUUCCCAAAAUUUGACUUUUACAUUUUUAUUGUUUCUGUUUGUUUCUCGGGAAAUUCAAUUCAGAAGUUCCGAGGCAGAGUGAUGGACACCGGGGUAAAGUUCAAGAAAGGCGCCGGAGGAAGGAGGGCAGGCGGUCCCAAAAAAAAACCGGUGUCUCGGUCCGUGAAAGCCGGUCUGCAGUUCCCGGUUGGACGUAUUGGCCGGUAUUUAAAAAAUGGCCGAUACUCUAAGCGAAUCGGAACCGGAGCUCCUGUUUACCUGGCUGCUGUGCUCGAGUACCUUGCUGCUGAGGUUUUGGAACUGGCUGGAAAUGCUGCAAGAGACAACAAGAAGAACCGCAUUAUUCCGAGGCAUGUGCUAUUGGCCGUGAGGAACGAUGAAGAACUCGGAAAGCUCCUUGCUGGUGUGACAAUUGCCCAUGGAGGUGUGCUUCCCAACAUCAACCCUGUGCUUCUGCCGAAGAAGCCAGAGAGGGUUGCGAAGAAGGAGCCCAAGUCUCCGGCCAAGGGCACCGCCACCAAGUCCCCCAAGAAGGCUUAAAUUGUCUAGCUAGUAGUGUCUCUGGGUAGUAAAUUAAUGUAUCUCUGUAUGGAAAUCUUCAUGUGUGCACUUGGUUAGUAGGAUGGUUCAUAUGUGUCAUUAUCACCCUAGGAUUUCAGUCCAUUGUACUCUGUGUUUCCAAUUGUAGAACAUCCAUGUUUCUGAUGAAAUGAAAUUAGCCCCCUUCUAGAUUU
Molecule: messenger RNA, 953 nt
Organism: Prunus mume (Japanese apricot)
Lineage: Eukaryota; Viridiplantae; Streptophyta; Magnoliopsida; Rosales; Rosaceae
Product: histone H2A-like
Cellular component (GO): nucleosome
Molecular function (GO): DNA binding; structural constituent of chromatin; protein heterodimerization activity
Source: RefSeq, a predicted model, not a curated record